GGUGGCUUGGGGGACCGGGGCCUUUUGUUUGAGCGGCGGCGGGGGGCCCGGAGCGGCGAGGCCGGCGGCCUUCCCCUGCUCCCUCGGUCCCGGCCGCCCCUCGCGGGGGUGGGGGGGCCGCCCCCUGGGCCGGGCCUCGCCUCAGGCGCCGCCGCCCCGCCCUUGGCCCGCCCCGCCCGGCCCGAGGGGAGGAACCGGCCGGGCCUCCCCGCGCGGCCCAGCCACCUCCAGUCUUAGCCACUACCCUCUGCGAGUCGGACCCGAAGGCUGCCUCUCCUCUCUUAGGCCGACGCCAUGAAGAUUAAGGAUGCCAAGAAACCCUCUUUCCCAUGGUUUGGCAUGGACAUCGGGGGAACUCUGGUAAAGCUCUCAUAUUUUGAACCUAUUGAUAUCACAGCAGAGGAAGAACAAGAAGAAGUUGAGAGCUUAAAAAGUAUCCGGAAAUAUUUGACUUCUAAUGUAGCCUAUGGAUCCACUGGUAUUCGAGAUGUACACCUUGAACUGAAAGAUUUAACACUUUUUGGCCGAAGAGGAAACUUGCACUUUAUCAGAUUCCCAACCCAGGACCUGCCUACUUUUAUCCAAAUGGGAAGAGAUAAAAACUUCUCAACGUUACACACGGUGCUAUGUGCUACGGGAGGUGGUGCUUACAAGUUUGAAAAAGAUUUUCGCACAAUUGGAAACCUCCACCUGCACAAACUGGAUGAACUUGACUGCCUUGUAAAGGGCUUGCUGUAUAUAGAUUCUGUCAGUUUCAAUGGACAAGCAGAGUGCUAUUAUUUUGCUAAUGCCUCAGAACCCGAGAGAUGCCAAAAGAUGCCUUUUAACCUGGAUGAUCCCUAUCCACUGCUGGUAGUAAACAUUGGUUCAGGAGUCAGUAUUUUAGCAGUCCAUUCCAAAGACAACUAUAAACGAGUAACUGGGACAAGCCUUGGAGGGGGUACCUUUCUGGGUUUGUGUAGUUUAUUGACUGGCUGUGAAAGUUUUGAAGAGGCUCUUGAAAUGGCAUCCAAAGGUGACAGUACCCAAGCUGACAAGCUGGUCCGUGAUAUUUACGGAGGAGACUAUGAAAGAUUUGGUCUGCCUGGUUGGGCUGUGGCAUCGAGUUUUGGGAAUAUGAUUUAUAAGGAGAAGCGAGAAUCUGUUAGUAAAGAAGAUCUAGCAAGAGCUACUUUAGUUACCAUCACCAAUAACAUUGGUUCUGUGGCACGAAUGUGUGCUGUUAAUGAGAAAAUAAACAGAGUUGUCUUUGUUGGAAACUUUUUACGUGUCAAUACUCUCUCAAUGAAACUUUUGGCAUAUGCACUGGACUACUGGUCAAAAGGUCAACUGAAAGCAUUGUUUCUAGAGCAUGAGGGCUAUUUUGGAGCAGUUGGUGCACUUCUUGGGCUGCCAAAUUUCAGCUAAAGCAUCAGGUUUCUCUGCUAAUAAAUAUCAUUCAAGAAGAACUGAAAACCAGAGGCAUUAUUACUGCAUUAUUUGUCACUGGGAACCAAAGGAUAAAAGAGUAGCACUAUUCUUGUUGAUUUUUAAAUGUCAGAGUGGUAAGCUGCUAAAUGUUGCCAUAUUAAAAAGAGAGAGCUCCAGAAAUGUGAAGUAUUUCUAGUUGAAAUGUUUUCCCUUUUGUAUAUAGCCAGUGUUAAAUCCUUAAAUGCAAUACAGCCUCUUAAUUAUUGAGCUUCCUCUCAAAAUGGUUUUCUACUUAUUUUAUGUAGCCAACAUUGCAGUACUGUAUGUUCAGAAACAAAUCUUAAUGUCUCAGAAAUGUGAGCUCAUGAAAAUAACUGAUUCUGAAUAUUCGUUAUGGAGUCUGUUCUGUGUGUGUUUUGGUUACUAGUAAGUGUACAGUAACAUACCAUGUAUUAGUGAAGUGGGAGUUCCUGUCAUGGCUCCGCGGAAACGAAUCUGACUAGUAUGCAUGAGGAUGCAGUUUUGAUCCCUGGCCUUGCUCAGUGGGUUAAGGAUCUGGCAUUGCCAUGAGCUGUGGUGUAGG
Messenger RNA from Phacochoerus africanus (Common warthog), 1993 nucleotides. It is a transcript of the gene PANK3, whose product is annotated as pantothenate kinase 3. Gene Ontology annotation, molecular function: ATP binding; pantothenate kinase activity. Gene Ontology annotation, biological process: coenzyme A biosynthetic process. NCBI's taxonomy places the organism in Eukaryota, Metazoa, Chordata, Mammalia, Artiodactyla, Suidae. Gene Ontology annotation, cellular component: nucleus; cytosol. The record is from RefSeq and is a predicted model, not a curated record. Bases 295 to 1407 code for a protein of 370 amino acids. The transcript is spliced from 7 exons.